Molecule: messenger RNA, 507 nt
Organism: Brassica rapa (field mustard)
Lineage: Eukaryota; Viridiplantae; Streptophyta; Magnoliopsida; Brassicales; Brassicaceae
Product: putative tRNA 2'-phosphotransferase
Biological process (GO): tRNA splicing, via endonucleolytic cleavage and ligation
Molecular function (GO): tRNA 2'-phosphotransferase activity
Source: RefSeq, a predicted model, not a curated record
AUGGGUUUUGUUAAAGUUGGAGACUUGCUUGAGCUGAAUCUGAAAACGUCUGCAAACGCAGUGAGAAGGGACAAUAAGCAACGGUUUAGCCUCGUUGAAGAGAACGGAGAGCUCUUGAUUCGCGCUAACCAAGGCCACUCUAUCACGACGGUUGAAUCCGACAAGUUACUUAAACCAAUAUUGUCACCAGAAGAAGCUCCAGUGUGUGUGCAUGGAACAUAUAAGAAGAAUUUGGAAUCCAUCUUAGCAUCUGGCCUAAAGCGUAUGAAUAGACUGCACGUUCACUUUUCUUGUGGCUUGCCAACGGAUGGUGAAGUGAUAAGUGGCAUGAGAAGGGAUGUUAACGUCCUAAUCUUCCUUGACAUCAAGAAAGCUCUUGAAGAUGGGAUUGCAUUCUACAUUUCAGACAACAAGGUGAUUUUGACUGAAGGUGUUGAUGGUGUAGUGGCUGUUGAUUACUUCCAAAAGAUUGAGUCUUGGCCUAGUCGGCAACCAAUUCCAUUCUGA